Molecule: messenger RNA, 4107 nt
Organism: Neodiprion fabricii
Lineage: Eukaryota; Metazoa; Arthropoda; Insecta; Hymenoptera; Diprionidae
Product: ankyrin repeat domain-containing protein 27-like
Exons: 1
Coding region: 1004-3817 (937 amino acids)
Biological process (GO): early endosome to late endosome transport; neuron projection morphogenesis
Cellular component (GO): plasma membrane; transport vesicle; tubular endosome
Molecular function (GO): guanyl-nucleotide exchange factor activity; SNARE binding
Source: RefSeq, a predicted model, not a curated record
GUAUAACUAUUUCCUGUUUUAGAUUUAUAAUUAUGCACGCAGAAGCAACGCGCCGAAUUCACAAUUAUCCAAACUAGAUCGUAAUAUCACAAUAACAGCUACCUAUCUGAUAGUAUUGGCAAAUUAUAAUGAAAGAAAUGUUGAGCCUCCUUUCAACUCGACCUUAUUAUAACCAUCAUCGGAUUUUUUCUGCAGUAUCGUACUUUUUACGUUGAAUGAAAAAAAAUCGUAAUAUUACAUAUUCGCGUUAUAUUUUACGGCUCGCGAUUGGUUGGUCAAAUUAUAAUUUUUUAUUACGGGGGAAAAAUAUUGAAUGAGAAAAAUCCAGCAAUUUGGAUCACUCACAGAGUCCUGUAAUAUAAUUUAAUUUACACAUCACCAUGCAGCUGCUGCAUAAGUCGCUUGUAUAUAAUAGGAAAGAAAAUAAGUAUCUAACGCAAAAUAAACUGAUAAAAAAUAUUCCCAACUUACAAAUUCGUAGAAGUCUAAAGCAAUCUUGUUGAGCGUAUAUCGACAUAACUAAUAGCAGAUUAUAUUACAAAUAAACAUAAAACUACAAUAUAAUACUAUAUCUAUGAUGUCUGCGUGUUUCUAAUAAUCCAUCGCGUUAAAUAAUUCUAAAAAUGAAGGUUAAAAUAAAAAACAAGUAAUUAAAAAAAAAAAAGAACAAUACGAAAGCGAUGCAUUUUGAUGCAAUCUAUCCGAUUGUAAAUAUUUUUCUCUCUUGCCAUCUGUGGGAUUCGAUUUGCAACAGUAUGGGUCAGAGGCGUCAAUUGAGAACGACGGCGACUGGUGAACAAUAUUAAAAAAAAAAUAAGAAGUAAAAUAAGACAAGGCAAAAAGUCGUUGAUAAGUAACCGUUGACAGCAGCGAAAGCAGAAAAAUUACAAUAACAAUUAUUUAUAAUCGAAAGCGAUAAAACGCAAUGAAAGAAAUACGUGAAGGAGAGUCGAUACUUUUGUCGAAAAGUGUACGGAUUCGAAGAAUAAAAUAAAUUUCAUUGAUGUGCCGUUGUGUAUUAACCUUAUUUUCGCACUUUUUUGACGUUCCUGUGCCUUUAGGCCUUUGGCGUCGAAAGCAACCUCGACGUAAAUCGAAUAAAUGUCGUAACAAGAUAUUUUUCGCAUAUUCUUUGCACAGUAAUUUAUAUUUCGUUAAAAAUCGAGACACCUCAUCAUCAGCGACAAACGCAUGGGAUCAUAUAAAAGAUAUGGAAUCAAAUUACGACGAGGAUCUGAACGUGAAUAUAUUUUUUCAACAAUUGCAGCAUGAGUACACGAGUGUAUUUGAAAAGGCGGUGAACGAGGGUUGGGUCAUUUGCGUUCCUCGUUCAGGCAGCUUUUCCCGAGGCUCUCUCCUAGCCGACGACUUCCUCGGACACAUUUUGGUACCAAGCGAAGAGCUGCCAGCUACUCACUUCCGAACAUUGACUGGCAAGGAAGUGAGGCUAUGCAAUAGGGUCCUAACUGUAGAUUACGACAUCGCAAAGCCAUGCACAGCGCAUAUAUUAUUCGAGGAAACCUUCUAUACCGAAGAUUCACAGAAGUAUCGAAUAUGGUGUGUCGAGCGGAUUCUGGAGCGAAGUUCUAUCACUUCGUACGAGUCCCUGCCCACCUUGACAAAUCUCAGAGAAUGCGUAGAUUUUCUCUGGACGGAGAUAUUGAACAAGGAGGUGCUCGAGGAGCUGGAUAAUGCGGUUAAAGAAUAUCAACAAACUGACCAGGAUCAGCUUGAAGAUAAACCAUUGCAAACUCAGCGUGAUCUUGUUGCUGGUUUGUACGCGAAAAGCCUUCGCAUUGUUCUCAGGGACUCGAGAUUGAGGGAGAAAACAACUGCCAGUAGGCAUUUUCUCAACGGUAUAAAAGUCGCGGUGGAAACAUAUGUUCUUUACGGGUUGAGGAACCUCUUACCAAAAUAUGUUUCCGCUUGCACCGCCUUUGAUGAUGCGUGUCUUAAUAAAACGAUUAAAAACCUGCACGAAUUGCAACUACGGGACCUGGGCGUCAGAUCUGAUCUUUACGGCGGCGCAAUUAGAGGAAAAUUGGAGCUGGCAAGGCUCGAUGGUUUCGCAACGGUUCUGGGAAAAAUAGGCUGCCUUAAACGUGCGGUUCGCUUUGCAUCGCAAGGUGAGAGUUCAGUUUCAUCAGAUGAUUUGCUUCCAGUUCUUAUAUUCUUGGUGAUAAGAGCGGGUCUGCCUAAUUGGAUAGCUCAGCUAACGUUUAUAAAACAGUUUAGGUUUUCAUCGACCUCAGAAUAUGAAACUGAUGAAGCUGGCUUUUUGGUUACUUCUCUUGAGGCAGCCGUUGAGCAUAUCAAAUCUGGAAUGUUGACAGGAUCAGUCCACCCUGAGGCAGACGGCACGUAUGAAUACGUGUCUGGUAAAGACGAGCUGGAAGAAAACAGAGUGGAUGAAGUAUCAAUCAGUCACUUUUUUGACCAAGUAAAACACGGAAAUACGUCAGAAGUUGAGAGAAUACUGUCCAAGGAAACUAUAGAUAAAAUUAGACCGCCAAAUGUUAAGCUAUGUCAUCCUUUAUGCUGCUGUGAAUCGUGUGAAAAAAGUUUAGCCAGGGAUGCAAGGUUCAGUUUACCUACUGUUAAUUCCAGAGAUGACAGAGGAUUAACGGCCCUUCAUAUCGCAGCUUUAUACGGUCAGGCUAACAUGGUGGACCUGCUUAUAAGUCACGGAAGUAAUGUUGAUGAAGUUGAUGCGGAUGGUACUACUGCUUUGCACUGUUCAGCUGCCAGAGGACACCAGAAUACGUUACUCUUAUUACUUCAUGCUGAUGCCGACCCGAGAAUCACAGAUGCUCACGGGAACACUGUCCUCCAUUUAGCGGCUGAUAAUGGUCACGAAGCCUGUGUCAAGGCAAUCUUAUACUUUUUGGAGCACACUAAAUGCCCGAUAGAUCCAAAUUCAUCAAAUACUAAUGGAGACACGCCGCUUCAUUACUCCUCAAAAUGGGGCUAUACUGGAAUAGUGGAAAUCCUUCUGGAACACGGAGCGCAACCCAGAGCUGUUAACAGAAGAGGCCAAACUCCGUUGGUGCUAGCACACAGUACUAGCAUCUCUAAGUUAUUGGAAACUGCGGCGCACAGAGAAUUUUUUUCGACACCUCGCCUGGUGCUAACCCAAUCUUCACCGACAAUGACGCAGUCGUUGAAAACCGAGAAGCAAUUUGAGCCACCUUAUUCCACAGAGAGACUUCGCAGAAUUGAAAGACUCUUGUCAGCAAUUUCUGUGGGUGAUCUUAGACUGGCUUACUACUAUCUCGGCUUAGAGGGACCUGAUCAGAAGCUUGUACAAACUACAGCACCUGCGAUGUGCCACCCACUUUGUAACUGUGAACAGUGUACCUUGAUAGAAGAAGUUCCCGAGGAACAUCAGCGGAAGCCUGCCUUAGGAAUAAAUAGUCGUGGUGGUGAUGGCCAGACUGCUUUGCAUAUUGCCAGCGCAACUGGUCGUGCAGAGUUUGUUCAGUUACUGUUAGACGCAGGUGCAAAGCUUGGUUUUAAAACAAAGUCCAGAGGACAAACCCCGUUGCAUUUCGCAUGUUUAAAUGGUCGACUUGCUGUAACAAAAAUACUUUUAAAUAGCGGAGAAUGCGAUGUCAAUGUUAAGGAUAAUUUUGGAGAUACUCCGCUCCAUUUAGCUUCCAGGACAGGCAAUGCAAAACUUGUUGAAUUGUUAGUUAGACAUGGAGCUAAUCCUAAGAUUCGUAAUUCGAAAGCCAUCACUGCACUAGAAGAAGCUGAAGAAAAAGUUAUGGUCAGUAUAGCUAGAAUACUGAAUGAACAAACCGCUGUUUCUACUUAGCUAUUUGUUGCAGCUGUUAUAAAAAUUACAUACCAAAGCAGUAGACUACGCAUGUUGCCUAAUAAACAGUACCAAUGUUUAUAUUAAUACUUAAUAUUCGUGAAAAAAGUCACUAAAUGGCCAUGGUCUUUGAGAAACCAACAAUCGUUAUUGAAAUUUGUAUUAUUACCAGUGUUUAACAUUUGUGAAUACAGUUCACUGAAGAAAGUGCUCUCAAAGAUGAAAAAGAAUAGCUGUAGUUUAUACUCAAGUUAUUUUAUAUCUUGAAUCACGCUGAUAGGCUACAAUUU